AUGUCCAUUUCAAAUGGAAAAUUGGGAGAAGACUUUCUCUGGAUCCUGAAGCUAGCUGCUGAUGGGAAAAAUUGGAUGAUGUAUAAGGAGUGUCUACAAUGGUUGAUAGACGCUCAUGGAUUGCUCGGCCACUUGGAUGGCACAGAGCAAAAGCCAACAGACCCGCAGACCCUUCCCAAUUGA
This is a messenger RNA of Suillus discolor, 183 nucleotides long. RefSeq lists its product as uncharacterized. NCBI's taxonomy places the organism in Eukaryota, Fungi, Basidiomycota, Agaricomycetes, Boletales, Suillaceae. The transcript has a single exon. The record is from RefSeq and is a predicted model, not a curated record. Bases 1 to 183 code for a protein of 60 amino acids.